ACGCAGGCGACCCAUGAGCACGACGACGGACGCCAUUCCCACGGCCUUGAUGCUGGCCUCCGCGCCUCACGGCCUCGCGCCCACCCGCAAGCUCGGCAAAGGAGGAUCCGCGGAUGUCUACCUCGCGCAGCACAUGGCGUCUGGCCGCCACUUCGCCGUCAAGGUUGUUGCGAAGAGCGACGACCAGGUCCCGCGCCGAGCCGAAGCUCUGUGGCGCGAGAUCGACAUACAGCUCGCGCUGGUGCACGACCGGAUCGUGCGUCUUUAUACAGUCUUCGAGGAUGCGACGAACGUGUAUCUCGUCUUGGAGUACCUCCCGGGCGGCGCCGUCUUCGACGUGCUGGACCAACAGGCGCCAUGGCGCGAGGACCAAGCUGCUCGCUGCAUCCACGAUGUCGCGUGUGGUCUUGCCUACAUGCACGCCUAUGGCUGCGCGCACCGCGAUAUCAAGGCCGAGAACAUUCUGAUCGACUGCGAUGGUCGCUACAAAAUUGCCGACGUGGGCGUUUCCGUCUACACGUGGAAGUGCCAGCAGCAACUCCGUGCGGUGGGAACGACUGACUAUAUGUCACCAGAAGUCGCCGCUGGCCAGCCCCAUGACGCCACGACGGACCUCUGGUCUUUGGGCAUCCUGACAUACGAGCUUCUCGUUGGCUACCCGCCGUUCUCGCUUGGCAGCAAUUUGACGGAGGACCAAAUGAAGAAGCGCAUCCAGGACGAGCACGUGAAGCGGCCGCCUCACAUCUCUGACAGCGCGUGGGACCUGAUUGCCAAGCUCUUGCAACAAGAGAAAUGCGACCGCCUCCCAGCCGCGCUUGUCGCUCGACACGAUUGGAUCGAGACGCACUGCGGCACCGACGACUAGUCAACUUUGUGUGUCCCAGCCGCAAGUCGUUGAACAGCGUCACCGACUUGCCGAGUCUGAUAUUGCUUUUUGAGAUAAUGA
Saprolegnia diclina VS20 is the source of this 946-nucleotide messenger RNA. Its product is annotated as AUR protein kinase. NCBI's taxonomy places the organism in Eukaryota, Oomycota, Saprolegniomycetes, Saprolegniales, Saprolegniaceae. The coding region runs from base 14 to 865 and encodes 283 amino acids. The transcript has 3 exons. Gene Ontology annotation, molecular function: protein kinase activity; ATP binding. Gene Ontology annotation, cellular component: spindle microtubule; spindle pole centrosome; spindle midzone. Gene Ontology annotation, biological process: protein phosphorylation; mitotic spindle organization; regulation of cytokinesis. The record is from RefSeq and is a predicted model, not a curated record.